Tupaia belangeri chinensis (Chinese tree shrew) is the source of this 3855-nucleotide messenger RNA. RefSeq names its product progestin and adipoQ receptor family member 8 (gene PAQR8). Gene Ontology annotation, molecular function: steroid binding; nuclear steroid receptor activity. Bases 195 to 1259 code for a protein of 354 amino acids. The transcript has 2 exons. Gene Ontology annotation, biological process: response to steroid hormone. The record is from RefSeq and is a predicted model, not a curated record. Gene Ontology annotation, cellular component: plasma membrane. Lineage: Eukaryota; Metazoa; Chordata; Mammalia; Scandentia; Tupaiidae.
UCAGCCCCUCCCCCAGCCGAGCCCGCGGUGCAUAUAGCUGCGGCGAGAAGCUCGCGGGCAGGAGCCAGAGCCGGGAGUGCGGGCUGGGCCGGGCUGGGCCGGGUUGGGCUGCGCGCACAGGCUUGGCCGCCGCCCCUGCCGGUAGCAUCCUCUGUCCUGACUGUGUGGCACGGAGAGCAAGGGGAGCCGCAGCCAUGACGACCGCCAUCUUGGAGCGCCUGAGCACCCUGUCGGUCAGCGGGCAGCAGCUGCGCCGCCUGCCCAAGUUCCUGGAGGACGGCCUUCCCAAGAUGCCUUGCACCGUCCCCGAGACGGAAGUGCCGCAGCUCUUCCGGGAGCCGUACAUCCGCACUGGCUACCGUCCCACCGGGCACGAGUGGCGCUACUACUUCUUCAGCCUGUUUCAGAAACACAAUGAGGUGGUCAACGUAUGGACCCACUUGCUGGCAGCCCUGGCUGUUCUCUUGCGAUUCUGGGCCUUUGCUGAGUCUGAGGCCUUGCCAUGGACCUCUCACCACUCCCUGCCCCUGCUCCUGUUUAUCCUGUCCUCAAUCACUUACCUCACUUGCAGCCUUCUGGCCCACCUGCUGCAGUCCAAGUCGGAGCUCUCCCACUACAGUGUCUACUUUGUGGACUAUGUUGGUGUGGCCGUUUACCAAUAUGGCAGUGCCUUGGUCCACUACUACUACAGCUCCGACCAGGCCUGGUAUGAUCGGUUCUGGCUUUUCUUCUUGCCAGCAGCUGCCUUCUGUGGCUGGUUAUCUUGUGCAGGCUGUUGUUAUGCCAAGUAUCGUUACCGGAGGCCUUACCCAGUCAUGAGGAAGAUCUGUCAAGUGGUGCCUGCAGGACUAGCUUUCAUUCUAGACAUCAGCCCUGUGGCACACCGUGUGGCGCUCUGCCACCUUACUGGCUGCCAGGAUCAGGCAGUCUGGUACCACACCCUCCAGAUUCUCUUCUUCCUGAUCAGCGCCUACUUCUUCUCCUGCCCAGUGCCUGAGAAGUACUUCCCAGGUUCCUGUGACAUUGUGGGCCAUGGACAUCAGAUCUUCCAUGCCUUUUUGUCUAUCUGCACACUCUCCCAGCUGGAGGCUAUCCUCCUGGACUAUCAGGGGCGGCGGGAGAUCUUCUUGCAGCGCCACAGUCCACUGUCCGUCUACAUGGCCGGUUUCUCCUUCUUCUUCUUAACUGCCUGUAGUGCUGCCACUGCAGCACUCCUGAGGCACAAAGUCAAGGCCCGACUGAGCAGGAAAGAAUCCUGAGGUUGGCAGAUGGAGUAAGAUGUGGAAGUAGUCCUUUCUGAUUUGAGGACAACUUGAUUAAACAAGAGAAGUUGACUAAUGGUUGGCUUUUCAAUUAAUAUGUUAUUUCCAAGGGUAUGCUAUGACUGCAGCAUUGGAAAGCCAAAGGAUUCAAGAGACUUGUUAAUCAAAGGGGUGUUCCUAUUCCUUCUGGGUCAUGACUUUACAAGUCACAAGAGGGAAGAGAUCUUGGCUAAGAUUCAUGGGAUGCUGUAUUAAGGAGAACCAUCUUUAUGCCUGAAUAUUUGGUAGAAGUCUAACUAUAGCCUCUAUGGGCAAUAAAAUUGGACGGGAAAGUAAGGUGACUUGUCUUCACACUGUUGGGACAGCCAUUCUGCUAUGCUGGUCAUUGAUAAUUAAAUUGAUCCAGGGUUUCUAUUGCAUUUGGAUUUUAGGUUGUUCAAAGUGGAAGUGUCAGAAUCUUCAAGAUGAUUGUGUGUAACCCUUAGACAUAAUGAAUUACUCAGUUCAUCUGAUUUCUGAUCCCUUCUCUCUCAUCCACUGUAACACUGACCCGUUCUCAGGGUGACUGCCUGGCUGUUUUCUCUGAAGUGCUGUUUACUCUCAUUCCUACUUUGCAUGGUGAUACAAAGGACUAUGGAGCAGUCAUACUCCUAGGAAGUGCUUGGAUCCACAUGGACAUUUAGAAAGCUUUUUAUCUUAUAAUACUAAUGUAAACAGCACCAGAAAGUGCAGUGCCAAGAGCCACCAGGAGAUCCAGCCAACAAGCAUGGAUAGUUUGGUGUCAUGGGACCCUUCUAUUUUAUACCUGUAGACUGCACGAUUACUUCAGAGCUAUUAGGGCUGCCAUAUAGGCUAGGAAAUCUGGAGGUUGCUCCAGGGAGUCUUCUCCAGAUUUUACCAUCAUGUUUUAAAAGCCCUUAGUAGGGUGAAUUGGUUCUAAGGGUUCCUCUAGGAUCUAAUUAUUUCAAGAGGAAUCCAAGGUCUAGCCUCCUACACAGAGGCUGUCUCAUGAAGGACCCCAUAACUACCCCACCCAGGGUCCUCAGGCAGGCAGUUCUGCAUCAGCUAAGAGCGGAAUCCUUAGGGUAAUCAAGUCCUAAGAGAGGCAAGCAGGUGUGCUUACUGUGAGUUGGUCCUUGAAGGCUCUUUUGGAUGAGAAUGUAUGAACCAGGCACCCUGUAACCAAACACUCUGUUUGGAACAUUGUGGAUAGGUGGUGCUUGCAACCGGUGUAUUCUGACCACACAGCUCUCUCUGAGGACUGAGUUCUGUACCAGUCCAGUGAAGGAGGCUGUGUCAAGGGAAGGGCUGGGAAGCCCUCUCCUCAGAGGCUCCUUUUCUUACCAGUAUAAAGUCCCUUACUUACUCAGAAGGGAAGUGGUUUGUUUUAGCUCCAAACUUCCUCUAUUAUUAGCCUACCUUGUUGUCUGCAGAUCUUUGUUUUCUUACUUUCUUGGAGAGUUUCAUGGGGUUUGUGCCUUAUAAAUGGAAAUGUGUGACUACUUAAUAUGUGGAAUUUUCUGCUCUGCAUUAUUGGGAUAAGAAAAAAGAGCUCAUUGCUUUCCAACCAGUAAAUGAAAAAAACUCUAGAAAGCUAAAACAACUAAUCAAUCAAAAGACUCCCAUCUGUAUUUGGGAGGGAAAAAAAACUCAACUGAAGCUUUCCUAUAAUCAUGUGGCCCAGCCCUAGUAGUAAAUACUGCUGAGGGUGCAUAGGAGAGAAUGGACACAAUGUGCCUAUAGUCCCAGCUAAUCAGGGGACUGAGGCAGGAGGAUCACAACAUAGUGACACCUGUCUUUGAAAAAAGAAAAGAGAAUCAUGCAUCUUAUCAGCUACUUUGUUUUCAGAAAUGGAUUUCUCCUGUUGAUCCUAAAAUAUCCGAACUUCUAUGCUACCCAAGUGUCUUAUACAAACUUUUGGUGUCUAAGACAAAUUCGUGGCAAAUAAAGCUAGUAAAACUGAACUGGGUUGAACCAAACAAAUGGAUAAAAGAAUAGUGCAAACAUGUUGCAAGUAGGAGGUCAAUUUAAAAAGGGGACUAGAAAGUGUUUUCAAAUUUAAUUAUAGAUUCGAAGAUCAUAUGUUCUUUUUAAAGUUCGAGGGGAGAGGUAAAGGAAGAGAGAAGAAGGGAGGAAGUGUAAGUCAAGUUUUUUAAUAUAACUGUGGUGGGCAGAGAUCUUUACGUCAAACCCAGGUAUUAUUUAGAAGAGAAUAGGAAGUUAGUCUCAACUGCAUCCAGAGACCAGUGCCGGUCUGUACACAGAUAAUGGCUUGGGACAUCAUAAGUUCAGGAAGAGAGACUGUAUUUUGAGAUAUUGCCAUAUGAUUGUUAUUUUAAUUUACACAAGUGUUACCUCCUUAAGUAACUAGAAAUUUUUUAAAAAAAACAGAUUUUUAUGAGAUAUUUAAGAGGCUAUGAGGUAGAGGACUAUGAAAUGCUGUCAAAAUACUAGUUUCUCAGAAACAUAUAAACAGUAAAUGCAGAUGUUUUAACUACUCAGACUUUCGUAGAGGCUAAGUACUUUUUUUUUUUUUAGGUUUUUGCUAUAGGGCUCAUGUGCUUGCCAGAAAGACAGAGACAGAGAGACAGAA